Heterocephalus glaber (naked mole-rat) is the source of this 7158-nucleotide messenger RNA. The record is from RefSeq and is a predicted model, not a curated record. Lineage: Eukaryota; Metazoa; Chordata; Mammalia; Rodentia; Bathyergidae.
CUCACUGACCAUUUCCAUCCCAACCCCUAAAACCCUCACUAUCCUGGGAAUUCUGGUUUUCCACCCACACAGCCCAUGGGCUUUCACCCCGUCAGUGCAGUUUGUCCGGGCUGUUUCUUCCGCCUGGUGUUCCAUCUCUGCUCCUCCAAGCUCAGAUGUUCUCUCCUCUGGGAUUCCGGAUCUUUUCUAGUCCUUCCUCUCAGACAGAAGGAAUGGCUCCGGGAUUUGUGCCCUGCUUUAAAAAAAAACCACAAAACACAGCUCCAUAUAGCACUUAGUUCUUUGUGACCGGGGGGUUGGGUUAACUCUUUCGUGCCUGCCUGCAAGAGUGCUGGCCCCUGGGGGUGGCAUGGGUGAGUGGCCCGUCACCCAGGACAACUAGCACAGCGCUGCACGGAGUACCCCGGCCCCUGUGCAGCGAGGGGUCUGGUUUAACCCCUAGAGCCCCGGCCCUCUCUAGGUGGCGUCCCCCGUGACUCCUUCCUCUUCCCGACGCUCGGGGUCCCCUUCCCGCCAGGUCCCGACCACCCGAGCCGGCCGGCCUGCGGGGGUUCGCGGGCUCCUCCUCCGGCCUGAGCCCCAGCCCCCUCCCCUGCUCCAACCCCAGGCCCAGCCCCGCGGCUGGGCGGGGCGUCUCGGCAUUGGGCGGGGAGCCGAGGCCCCGGGCUCUUAGGCCGGCCGCGGCUUGCAGAUGCUCGACCCCCGCGGUCGGGCCGGGGCGGACAUGGCAGAGGGCGUGUGAGCCGAAGAGCGAGGGGAGCCACGAUGCCCGGGGGCGCCGGCGCCGCCCGGCUGUGCUUGCUGGCCCUCGCCCUGCAGCCCCUGCGGCCGCUGGCGGUGCGGGAACCCGGGUGGACGACAACAGGAAGUGAAGAAGGCAGCCCCUGGCCACAGCAUGAACUCGUAAUACCUCAGUGGAAGACUUCACAAAGCCCCGUGAGAGAAAAGCAUCCCAUCAAAGCUGAGCUCAGGGUAAUGGCUGAGGGGCGAGAACUGAUCCUGGACCUGGAGAAAAAUGAGCAGAUUUUUGCUCCAGGCUAUACAGAAACCCACUAUACUCCAAAUGGCAACUCUCAAACCACCACUCUGAAAUCUGAGGAUCACUGCUUCUAUCACGGGACGGUGAGGAAGACAGAAAGGUCCAGCGUCACACUCAGCACCUGCCGGGGAAUUAGAGGACUGAUUACAGUGAGCAGUAACCUCAGCUACAUCAUCGAGCCCCUCCCUGACAGCGAGAGCCAACACCUUAUUUACAGAUCUGAACAUCUCAAGCUGCCCCUCGGGAGCUGUGGGAUCCAUCACCCCUCACUCACCACCAGGGACUGGGCUCUUCAGUUUACACACCAGACCAAGAACCGACCUCGCAGGAUGAAAAGGGAAGAUUUAUACUCCAUGAAGUAUGUGGAGCUUUACCUCGUGGCUGAUUAUGCAGAGUUUCAGAAGAAUCGGCGAGACCCGGAUGCCACCAAACAUAAGCUCAUGGAAAUUGCCAACUAUGUUGAUAAGUUUUACCGAUUCUUGAAUAUUCGGAUUGCUCUCGUGGGCUUGGAAGUAUGGACUCAUGAGGAUAAGUGUCAAGUUUCAGAGAAUCCGUACUCCACGCUUAUCUCAUUUCUUAGUUGGAGGCGAAGGCUGCUCACCAGGAAGAAGCACGACAACGCUCAGUUAAUCACGGGCGUGCCCUUCCACGGCACCACCAUCGGCCUGGCCUUCCUCAGGACCAUGUGCUCUGUGCACCAUUCUGGAGGGGUGAGCUCGGUGAGUCCCCGCCACAGGCUCGGCCUGCAGGAGCUACGAAACUGCCUCUCAAGACAGGAGGUCACCUUUGAAAAGAAGGACCACUCUGAUAAUACCAUCGGUGUGGCUGCGACUGUGGCCCACGAAAUGGGCCACAACUUUGGCAUGACCCACGAUUCCGAAGGCUGCUGCUUAGCCAGUCCUGCUGAUGGUGGGUGCAUCAUGGCAGCUGCCACUGGCCACCCCUUUCCCAAAGUGUUCAAUGGAUGCAACAAGAAGGAGCUCGAUAGGUACCUGCAGUCAGGAGGUGGAAUGUGUCUCUCCAACAUGCCGGACACCAGGACGCUUUAUGGAGGCCGGUGGUGUGGGAACGGGUUCCUGGAAGAUGGAGAAGAGUGUGACUGUGGGGAGGAAGAUAGACUCAUGCCCACCCACUGCCCUCAGGAAUGCAACAACCCCUGCUGCAAUGCCUCCAACUGCACCCUGAAGGAAGGGGCAGAGUGUGCCCACGGUGCCUGCUGCCACCAGUGCAAGCUGGUGGCUCCGGGCACCCAGUGCCGUGACCAGGCCCAGCAGUGUGACCUUCCAGAGUUCUGCACGGGCAGGUCUCCCUUCUGCCCCACCAAUUUCUACAUGAUGGACGGGACUCUCUGUGAGGAUGGCCAGGCCUACUGCUACAAUGGCAUGUGCCUCACCUACCGGGAACAGUGCCAGCAGCUGUGGGGCCCUGGAGCCCAGCCUGCCCCGGAUCUCUGCUUUGAGAGGGUGAAUGUGGCCGGAGACGAAUACGGAAACUGUGGGAAAGACAUGCAUGGUCAGAACAAGAAGUGCAGCAUGAGGGAUGCCAAGUGUGGGAAGAUCCAGUGUCAGAGCUCUCGGGAGGUGCCCCUGGAGUCCAAUGCAGUAGCUAUUGAAACCACCAUUGUCAUGAAUGGGAAGAAGAUUCAGUGCCGGGGUACCCAUGUCUACCGAAGUCCUGAAGAGGAUGACAUGCUGGACCCAGGGCUGGUGAUGACUGGGACCAAGUGUGGCUUCAACCACAUCUGCUUUGAGGGACAGUGCAGGAACACCUCCUUCUUUGAAACUGAAGGCUGCGAGAAGAAGUGCAGUGGUCACGGGGUCUGCAACAACAACCAAAACUGCCACUGCUUCCAGGGCUGGGCCCCGCCCUUCUGCAACACGCCCGGCCACGGGGGCAGCAUAGACAGUGGGCCCAUGCCCCCCAAUGGUAUUGGUCCUGUGAUCGCCGGUGUGUUCAGCGCCCUCUUCCUGCUGGCCGUUCUUAUGCUGAUCUACUACUGUAGACAGAACAGAAAGCUGGGCCAGCUCAAGCCCUCUGUCCUCCCUUCCAAGCUGAUACAGCAGUUCAGCUGUCCCUUUAGGGUAUCUCCAAACAGCGGAACUGGCCAUGCCAACCCAACUUUCAAGUUGCAGACUCCCCAGGGCAAGCGAAAGGUGACCAGCACUCCUGAAGCCCUGAGGAAGCCCUCCCAGCCUCCUCCCCGGCCUCCUCCAGACUACCUGCAUGGUGGGUGUUUACCUGCACCACUGUUAGCCCAUCUAAGCAGGACUGAUAGCUCCGCAGGGGCCUCAUCUCAAGUAGAGAGAAAAGAAUCAUCCCGGAGGCCUCCCCCAAACCGGCCUGUGCCCCCAGCACCCAACUCCAUCCUCCCCCAGGAUUUCUCCAGGCCUCGGCCGCCCCAGAAGGCUCUUCCAGCAAACCCGGUGCCCAGCCGCAGGACCUUCGCCAGGCCAGACCCUCAGCAGGCCCAGGCUCUGGUAGCUCCUGCUUCAAAGUUUCCCGAGUACACAUCACAGAGGACUGGGGGGAUGACUAGCUCCAGAAUCUAGACUGGUCUAGAGAUUUCUCACUUUCCUCAACGGCUCUGGAUGCCACAAGGAUCCGUGAGCAACCGGAAGAAGCAUGUCUGGCUGCCUCUGAGCUCCUCCUGUCCUUUUCCUGGAAACACCACAAUUCCCCUCUUGAUUCAGUGCCUCCUCAUGCUCCUCGGAGGCCCAUAGGGACUAUUACCUGAUGGCUUCUAAGUGUUGGUCUGUGCAAUAUACAGCCCAGGUAGGGAGGGGAGCACACAGAAGAGGCUGAGUGGCAGCUUCUCCAUCCACCCUCCCAGCCUAGAGGUCUAAUGGAGAUGGCCAGGACCAUCAGAGCUGGUGAACCACCUGGGAGAUGCUAUGCUCAACCCCUUGGCUGGGGCUUAGCUUGGAGAAGCUGCCUGUUCAGGUCCUAUGGCGGAGGUACACCUGAGGGCUUCUGUUGCUUCUGUCUCCCUCAGAGGCUACAGGCUAGACAGAGACUGGACCCUUACCUUGCCCUUUCAGCUUUUGGGGAUUGAGGAAGGGUCCACCAGAUAUUGCUGUGGUCCUGCCCAGGGUUUGGCUGAGGUGACUGCUCCUGACCAUAUGGCUGCAUGUGACAAGCCAAACCCCCUCCCCACAGCCCCUAUUCACACGAGUCACUCUGACUCAGACAGGUACUAUUUGUAGGCAGUGUAGACAGCAGGGGGAGCACCAAGCCUGGGCCUCCUCUGAGCCAUCAUGCCAAAGGUGAAGUCUUGGUAAUUAUUGGUUUGCUCUUUGUAUUCUUUUCUUUCUCUCCCACUGCUCUGUGAUUCUGUUUUCUCCCUCCCCCUCAGGCCCACUGUAAUGCAUGGUGCUUUGGUGAGUGGACCCUCAACAGUCCUGACUUUAGGGACCAGGUGCUUGUGACCUACGAGUCAGGGUCCUGCCUCAUCUGCUGGCCAUUCAAUUUCCUCCACUGGAUCCCAAGAGUGUUGAGCAGAGUGGACUCAGGGCAUGGCUGUGGGAGUCAUAUCUUUGUGUUCAUUGUGUUCUGUGACCUCAGCAGCGUGAGGGUCUUCCUCCUUACUCCCUGACCUACAUCUAGGGGAGGUCUUCCAGGGAUGGUAGCCCAUGUAGUAAAAGGAACAGAAAUCCUUGGAAGCCCAGCUCUUUAAAAAGUACACACCAGCGAGCCAUCUGUCCCUGAUGGUCUGCUUACUGUCUUAAGGUGGGACCAUUGUCCUCCGAGCAGAGAUGAGAGCUGUUUCUAACCAAAAGAGCCAUCACAGACCCCUUGAGAUGCCAGCCAUCCACAGCCAUGGUGGAGCAGUCUGAACUGGGGACCCCGCUCCUCCUGCUCACCAAGGCUUCUAUUAUUCAUGUCCUUCAGUUCUUUCCUGACCAUCACAGAGAGAGCUCCCAGCAGAUGGAAGACUGGGCUCCAGAGGAUCCUGUCCUGCCUGGAGCCCAGAAGGAGGGCUGUGUGGUGGGCUGCUGGAUAGGAUGGUUUUUGCAAAGCAGCUGAGGAUGGUCUCAGACUGUCCCCAACCCCCAAGAGGUGCUGGGUGGCUCUCCUGAGGUGAGCUGGCCUAACAUGCACUCCUUUGGAUCUUCCAGGGGCCUUCCCACCUCCUACAGGAACAACUAUUUGCUCUUCAAAACCUCAAUACGGGGAGGAGACUGAGCUUUUGACCCCCAUCCCCAGGGCCUCCUUGUAAUAGAUCUUUGCACUCUAGACGCUGAGCUAAGGUUCUUGGGUUUGUGGAUCAGUGGGAUUUGUGGGACACAGGUGCGAGGGAAAACACGGGGUGGGUUUAGAAAGAUCUCAGGAAAAUGCAUUUCCUUCCCUCAGGGUGGUAGUGAUGUUGGGGUCCUGUCUCCCUGGCACAGACCUCCUUGACCCCAUGUCCAGUCCUGACCUUGCUGCCAGGAGACAACCUUUCCUUUAAGUGUGCUGUAGCAAAUGCCCUGUGCCUCAGAGCUGGGUCCCAGGAAAGAUGUCCUCCACCACCCCUUCCCCAUCAACAAGCAAACUGUCCUUAAGCCCAGCCCUGUGCCUCCUCGAAGUCCCUGUGGGCUAUGCAGCCUUUCUGCCUCACAUCAGAAGCAGUGGCUCUGAAGUGCCAAUGCACAGCCAUGGGGGCUGCAUGAGCCUUUUGAACCUGAAAUCCACUGUCCCUAGAACUAUAACAGGAAGUGUCCUGGUUGCUGUUUUCUUGCUUUUUUCCCGCCUCCCCAUUAUUUUAAUACCGCCUCCAUCCCAUGAAAUUAUACUGUGAACUGGAAGAUGGUAGAAUUAUUUGCUCUUGAUGACAACUUCAGCAGCCAGUUCUGUUAACCAUUUCACAGCUGGGUCUGUUCAGGGAGCUGGAAGUCAUUUUUCUGCAGACCAGGGAAGAAGGGUUCCCAUUGCAUCCCCCUUUCCCUCCUCUGCCAAUGUGCUGCUGUAAGGUGUUGCUGUUGAGACAUAGGGAAACGGACUUUAUUCCAAAGGAUUAUUGCAAGGAGGGGAAUGAAAAUACUGCCCUAGGGAGAGGAGGGGGACUACUGCAAUAAGAGGAAUACACAGACCCUUCGUCAAAUCUGCAAGGAUUCUCAAGCCCAGGCAGAAAAGGCCUUUUCUUUUAUUGGAAGGAAUUAGCUCAGCUAGAAAAAAAACUGCAUCCAGGGCAUGUCUGCGUGUCCAGCCUUUUUUGGGAAGGGACUCUCUGUUAAAAGACAUGUUUUUGGCUCAGGCUGACUGUGGGUACAAGCCCACCAUCUGGUGGGGAGGAGGGAAGCUUAACUGAAGUUUGGUCUGUUGAGUUAACCAGUAGUUUGCUGGAGAAAAACAUUGUAAAUCUUUUUAGAAGCUACAUGGUUCCUCCUGCCAGUUUUACAACACUGGAAUAUUUUUUAGGGGCCCGAAGCCAUUGCUGAAAUGUAAGCCUCAGGGAGAUAGAGCCCCAUCUCUGCCUCUGUGGGAGGUUUAGCCUGGGCCCCCAGCUCUGUGUUGCAACUACUUGUUUGCCUUAGAUUCCUUUUGGCCUUGUUGACUUUUAUGGUUAAGACUUGGCUCUUACAGAGCUUAUGGUCUUAAUGUUUUCUGCAUUACAAUGGUCCCCUCUCUUACUGCAGUAUCUCCUAGCUGCUUGCAAUAAUCCUUUUUAAUGAAGUCUCCUCUUAGGUGUGACCUAAUUUAUUCUUAUUUGACAGAAGGUAUGGAAGACUUUUAAGAAUUGGGGACCAGUUCUAAAAUCAAUAAUUGUGUUAAAUGCAUGGUAACAGCUCUGCUGUACACCUAAGCGAGCCAGGGAAAUGGCAACUGGAAAGGUUUCCCAUCUCUAGAGAGGCCUGAGAUGGAGCGGCUCUGCAGAAUCCAAAGCCAAUGCCACCACCCCUAAGCCACCCUCUAGCAUCCUCUUGUGCCACCCGUUUUGUGUACGUGUCUGGGAUUCAGGGCAAUGUGAAUUUUCUUUUUAUUUGAGAGAGAUCCUUCAUGGAUUACAGAUCCUCUUCUCUCUUGUCCACCUAUUGUUUACAAAUAUUUGUACAUCUAUGCAAAAUACUUGAAUGGGCCAUGGUGCCUUUUUCCCUUGUUUGUAUUUAAUUAAAAUGAAUUGUUUGUCAUUUGAAAUGUUA